AUGCGCAAUUACCCUGCAACAUCAAAGAAACAAAUCAGUGAGGAAGCAACAAUGGCUUCAGCUCAGUCUGUGAAACCCUCUACUGCCAUUGAAGCCUGCCAACCAAAAACCCAACACAGCUCGAUUGGCCAGAAAAUAUCUGAGAUGACUAACAAGGCUUUCAAAGGACACCAUGCCCGACAUGGCAGUACUCAGAAUCAAGUCCAAAGUUACAGCUCCCAAAGUCAGGUGGAGUCAAACGGCCAUAAUGGCACGAAAACAGAAACUCAUCACUAUGGUCAGACUCAGACCCAUCAUGACAAAAAGCAUGGUGUCAUCAAAACCCAUAUCACAGUUUGUGUAGUUCAAGCAGAAAUUACUGAAACCAAAGAGGGUCCUUCUCCUUAUGGUGCAACUACAACAUGCUUUGGAACUUCUGCUAAGAAAAACAGAGAGCUCAACAAUAAGAGAGAUAUCAAUUUGUUCCAGAGGAUUAAGAAUGGAAUGUCCCGCCAUAAUGGUGAAGGAAACAGCAGCAGCAGUGACAGCGAAAGUGACAAUGAGAAGAAAUGUUCAAAGACUAAGCCAAAGGUGGGUGCAAGUGACGAUGAGAAGAAAUGUCCAACAACAAAGCCAAAGGUAGGUGCACUUGACAAUGAGAAGAAAUGUCCAAAGACGAUGCCAAAGAAUUGA
Lathyrus sativus (Indian pea) is the source of this 672-nucleotide messenger RNA. Lineage: Eukaryota; Viridiplantae; Streptophyta; Magnoliopsida; Fabales; Fabaceae. The record is from the annotation of a GenBank genome assembly.